CACUUGUUUACUACUACAACUACUUCCUUGCUCACCGACUGAGCUCACCAUCAUCGAUGUCGGGGGAGAACCAGCCCUCCAUACUAGACCAGCUCGAUGCCGCCGUUCCCCUCGCACGUUUCGACGCAUUCCCGAAACUUCCUUCAACCUACAAAGCCCGCUCAGAAUCCCGCGGUUUCUUCACUCUUUUUGUCGCUCUCAUCGCAAUCCUACUUGUAUUAAAUGAUAUUGGAGAGUAUAUCUGGGGAUGGCCAGAUUAUGAAUUCAGCAUAGACUCACAGGGUCAGUCCCAUUUGAAUGUGAACGUCGAUAUGGCAGUCAAUAUGCCUUGUCAGUAUCUUAGCGUGGAUUUGCGUGAUGUAGUCGGUGACCGCUUGUUCCUUAGCAAUGCGUUCCGCCGGGAUGGUACUCGUUUCGAUAUUGGUCAAGCGACAACUCUCAAGGAACAUGCCCAGGCUCUUUCUGCUCGCCAGGCAAUCUCGCAAUCCAGAAAUUCACGCGGAUUCUUCUCUUGGUUCCGCCGCGCUGAACCCGAGUUUCGCCCUACGUACAACCACGAGACAGAUGGAAGCGCCUGUCGAAUUUAUGGCUCCCUGCAGGUCAAGAAAGUGACUGCAAAUUUACAUGUUACAAUGCUCGGACAUGGCUAUAAUAGUCACAUACAUGUGGACCACAAUAAGAUGAAUUUGUCCCAUGUGAUCAGCGAGUUUUCGUUUGGUCCAUACUUCCCGGAUAUCUCUCAACCCCUCGACUACUCAUUCGAGAUCGCAAAAGAACCGUUCAUGGUGUACCAAUACUUCUUGCAUGUGGUUCCGACUACAUACAUUGCCCCUCGAAGUCGACCUCUCGAGACCAACCAAUACAGUGUCACUCACUACACCCGUAAGCUGGAACACAACGAAGGAGUCCCCGGUAUUUUCUUUAAGUUCGACCUCGACCCCAUGGUUAUCACCAUUCACCAGCGCACGACCACAUUGGUACAAUUUAUAAUACGUUGCGUGGGUGUUAUCGGAGGCGUUUUCACGUGCGCACAGUAUUUCGUUCGUGUCGCCAUUCGUGCAGCGGACGCCGUCUCAGGGGCAGAUACCACUCCGGGAAUCGUAGCCGCUGAAGCUACCGGUGUGAAGCGAAAAUGGGCAGGCGGACAGCUGCGCGUACGUUCCACUGCACAAAAUUCAGCGAAUGUCGUCAGACAAGGACCAGGCUGGGUCGUUGAGGGCUCCUCUUCGCCCUACGCAUCCUACGCAAAUACGCCUGUCUCAGGCGGGUUCACCGCCCAAAGCCCAUAUCCUUAUUCACCAUUUCUGUCUCCACCUACCUUGACUAGUAGUACGAGCGUCCCACCGACUCCAGGAACAGGCGUCGGACUUGGCUUUGGCGGGGCAGCGUUUGGCCCGCCGCCGAGCGGGAGGGGGCAUAAGAAGGGGAAGUCAGUUAGCAUUUCGCGAAGUGUUAGUGGAGGGCUCAGUUCGCCCUUCGCGGCUUCGUCGUCGUCGCUUACAUCCCCGGCUGUGGGGCCACCGCCCUCGGCUAAGAAGGAUGAUUGACACUACGGGAUAUUUAGUUUCGGUACUAUGUAUCACUUUGGUCACCCAUAGAGUUGGUUGCCAAUAUCAGCUCAUAGCCAGUA
Suillus clintonianus is the source of this 1630-nucleotide messenger RNA. RefSeq names its product endoplasmic reticulum vesicle transporter-domain-containing protein. Gene Ontology annotation, cellular component: Golgi membrane; endoplasmic reticulum membrane; COPII-coated ER to Golgi transport vesicle. The transcript is spliced from 8 exons. Lineage: Eukaryota; Fungi; Basidiomycota; Agaricomycetes; Boletales; Suillaceae. Gene Ontology annotation, biological process: endoplasmic reticulum to Golgi vesicle-mediated transport; retrograde vesicle-mediated transport, Golgi to endoplasmic reticulum. The record is from RefSeq and is a predicted model, not a curated record. Bases 57 to 1547 code for a protein of 496 amino acids.